Molecule: messenger RNA, 2605 nt
Organism: Amphimedon queenslandica
Lineage: Eukaryota; Metazoa; Porifera; Demospongiae; Haplosclerida; Niphatidae
Product: endoplasmin-like
Exons: 18
Coding region: 121-2505 (794 amino acids)
Biological process (GO): protein folding
Molecular function (GO): ATP-dependent protein folding chaperone; ATP binding; ATP hydrolysis activity
Source: RefSeq, a predicted model, not a curated record
CAGGUGCCUCCUGGUGGAAUUAUUAAGUGGAGACUAAAGGGGAGGGAGUUUUUAAGUAGCCUCGUUUUAGAAAAAAAAUAAGAAAAACUUGAAGGGGAAGAAGAGAUAGAUAGGAUAGGCAUGAAGAAAAUAUAUUUUAUCUUAGUCUUGCUUUCUUUGACCUGCUUCACAGGGAUAGUUCAUUGUCAAGAGGAAGAAGAGGAAUAUGCUGGUACUGAUACUCCCCCAACAGUAGAUCCUGAUAUUGGGGCUAGUCGUGAUGCUCUUAAAACUGACGACGAGACUAUCCAAAAGGAGGAGGAAGCCAUUAAGCUCGAUGGAUUAAGUGUGGCCGAGAUGAAGGAAUUGAGGGACAAAGCAGAGAAGUUCACCUUCCAAGCAGAAGUGAACCGGAUGAUGAAAUUAAUUAUCAACUCGUUAUAUCGCAAUAAAGAGAUAUUUCUUCGAGAGUUGAUAUCAAAUGCUUCUGAUGCAUUAGAUAAGAUCAGGUUUAUAUCCCUAACUGAUAAAUCGGCUUUGAGUGCAGUUGAGGAACUAACAAUCAAAAUAAGAGCAGACAAGGAGAACAAUGCACUGCACAUCACUGAUACUGGCAUUGGCAUGACUAGGCAGGAUCUGGAGACUAACCUUGGUACGAUUGCCAAAUCAGGAACUACGGAAUUCCUUGAGAAGAUAACUGCUGCUGAAUCGGCAAGUGCUGCGAAUGAUUUGAUUGGACAGUUUGGUGUCGGAUUCUACUCGUCAUUCUUAGUCGCCGAUCGUGUUGUUGUAACAUCAAAACACAACGAUGAUAAGCAGUAUAUAUGGGAGUCUGAUUCUGCUUCAUUCUCAAUUGUUGAGGACCCCAGGGGAGACACACUGAAGCGAGGGACUACAGUAUCACUGUUCUUUAAGGAAGAGGCUCAGGAGUUCUUGGGAGACGAGAAGCUAAAAGGAUUAGUACAGAAAUACAGUCAAUUCAUCAACUUCCCUAUAUACCUUUGGACCAGCAGGACUGAAAGUGUAGAAGAGCCAGUAGAUGACGAUACUGAGGAUAAGUCUGAUGAUGAUGAUGAAGCUACUGUUGAAGAUGAAGGAGACAAGCCUAAGACAAAGAAGGUUGAUAAAACAGUCUGGGAUUGGGACAUUGUGAAUGAUUCUAAGCCCAUCUGGUUGAGGAGUCCUAAGGAUAUUGAAAAUGAAGAAUAUGAAGCAUUUUACAAAGCAUUCACUAAGAACUCUGAGGCUCCAUUGGCUAAAAUACAUUUCACUGCUGAAGGUGAAGUUACCUUCAGAGCAAUACUGUUCGUCCCAGCUACUCCAUCUAAUGAUUUGUUCACUAAGUAUGCCAAGGCGUCUGAUAAGAUCAAAGUGUAUGUGAGGCGUGUCUUCAUUACCGACAAUUUUGAGGACCUCAUGCCACGUUACCUUGGAUUUGUAUUUGGAGUUGUUGAUUCUGAUGACCUGCCAUUGAAUGUCUCUCGUGAAACUCUACAACAACACAAGCUCUUGAAAAUCAUAAAGAAGAAGCUCGUACGAAAAGCUCUCGACAUGUUAAAGAAAAUGGACGAGGAGACCUACGAGAAGUUCUGGUCUAAUUAUAGCACUCACAUUAAACUUGGCGUCGUCGAGGACUUCUCAAAUAAGAGCCGUGUUGCCAAGCUACUGAGAUUCACUUCAUCAAACGACCCUGAUAAACUAACCAGUCUGGACGAGUACAUAGAGAGAAUGAAAGACAAGCAGGAACACAUUUACUACAUGGCAGGAGAAACCAAAAAACAAGUGGAAGGUUCCCCUUUCGUUGAGAGAUUGUUAAAGAAAGGUUAUGAAGUAUUGUACAUGACUGAUGCUGUGGAUGAAUACUGUAUGGAAGCACUCACUGAAUAUGAGGGUAAGAAGUUCCACAAUGCUGCUAAGGAAGGACUCACAUUCGCCGAUGAAGGAGAAUCUCACAAGGAACAGUUUGAGAAGCUAGUUGAGGAAUACAAGCCACUAACAACAUGGCUGAAGGAGACUGCCCUAUCUGAUUCUAUUGAGAAAGCUGUUGUAAGUAACAGGCUGACUACUUCACCGUGUGCACUAGUUGCUAAUCAACACGCCUGGUCUGGUAAUAUGGAGAGGGUUAUGAGGGCACAGGCUUAUGCACAGAGCAAGGAUGCUAACACAGAGUUUUAUUUAAAUCAAAAGAAGACGUUUGAGAUCAACCCACGUCAUCCAUUGAUACAAGAGCUACAGCGUAAAGUACAGGAGGACUCGACCUCAGAAGCAUCCAUGGACCUAGCCCGUAUUCUAUUAGACACUGCGAAACUGAGGGGCGGGUACUUUGUGGAUGAUUCUAAAGAAUUUGCCAGUAGAAUAGAGAGAAUGCUACGAGUUAGUAUAGGAGUACCACCUGAUGCAGCUAUUGAGGAGGAAGUGUUUGAGCCUUUAGAUGAGAGAGGAGAUGGUGCAGAUGAAGAAGAAGCUGAGGAAGUUACUGAUGAAGAGGAGACACCAACAGAAACUCCUGAUAAAGAUGAACUCUGAUCCUAUUAUUUUAAUUGUUUAGUAGUUUAUGUAUUUUAGUUUGUUUUUUUCAAAGCUAAACAGCAUUACCUUUUAAGGAUUAAUUGACUCAUUACUAAAA